This is a messenger RNA of Phodopus roborovskii (desert hamster), 2188 nucleotides long. RefSeq names its product cation channel sperm associated 1 (gene Catsper1). Gene Ontology annotation, cellular component: membrane; CatSper complex. Lineage: Eukaryota; Metazoa; Chordata; Mammalia; Rodentia; Cricetidae. The coding region runs from base 1 to 1971 and encodes 656 amino acids. The transcript is spliced from 13 exons. Gene Ontology annotation, biological process: transmembrane transport; regulation of cilium beat frequency involved in ciliary motility; spermatogenesis. Gene Ontology annotation, molecular function: calcium-activated cation channel activity; voltage-gated calcium channel activity. The record is from RefSeq and is a predicted model, not a curated record.
AUGAGGCUCAUUAUGAAGCACAUUAUUCCUACUCCCAUGCACACCAUCUGCCAGGCCGCAGUGGAGCCCAUCAUCCUCCUGAGCUCCAUCACCAACCAGCUUAUCACUUUGGUGGACCCCACCAUCAAAAUGGGUCCCAGCAUUUCCAUGAGUACUCAGACCAAGAUGGCGCUUUAUUGCAUCAGUCCCACCACCACAUCAGAUCCUACUUCCCCACAUCAUCUAAUACCAUCCACCACCAUGGUGGGCCCCCUGAUGAAUCUCACCCCCAAACUGAGUCCUUCCAACGUAGUGAGUCCCUCCACCAUAGCAGACAGCACCGUCAUGGAGGGUCCCAUCGAACUAGUGAAACUUUGUCCCACCUCUCUAUUGGAUCACGCAGCCAAAGGGAUGCUUCCCAGUAUGGGAAACCCCAUUAUGGUACUACAUCCCACCAACAAGUACACCACUAUGGCAGGGUUCAACAUCUUGAAUCCCACCACCAACAAAGGCAGUCUCAAUUUGGAGAGAACCCUUCUGCCUACUCCUUUGAGGAGUCCUACCACCAGGGAAGAACUCAUGUUCGUGGUGGCCAUCAAGCUACCUAUUAUCGUGGUGAGCAUCCCCACCACAGAGAGCGCCAUCAUCACAGAGAACGCCGCCGUGGCGAGCGUCCUCACUACAAAGAGCAUUCCCACCAUCACCUUCGGAGCACCUCACAACUCUCCAUCUCAUACAAGUCCCACAGUGCACUUAGAAUCUCCCCUUCUCACCAAAAGUCAGCCCAAAGAGAGCACCAAAGAAUCAGACUCCUGGAGUGACACUGAGCAAAUCCAGAAGCGCAAAAUUUCUGACCUCCUUACAGGGACUCAGCGGGCCCACAAGAAGCAGCACUCCGGGAAUAUCUUCCAAUGGAUUUGGGAAAAAAUAAGCAACGUCAUUUGGGGUCUCCGAAAAAUGAUGAUGUCGCUGACUCAGUCCCUGGGCUUUGAAACCUUUAUCUUCAUUGUGGUCUGCCUCAACACAAUCGUCCUUGUGGCCCAGACCUUCACAGAGCUAGAGAUCAGAGGUGAAUGGUACUUCAUGGUCUUGGACUCCAUUUUCCUCUCCAUCUACGUACUUGAAGCUGUGCUGAAGCUAAUUGCCCUGGGCAUGGAGUAUUUUUACGACCCAUGGAACAAUCUGGACUUCUUCAUCAUGGUCAUGGCAGUGUUGGACUUCGUGCUCCUCCAAAUCAACUCCCUCUCCUAUUCAUUCUACAACCACAGCCUGUUCCGGAUUCUCAAAGUUUUCAAGAGCAUGCGGGCUUUGAGGGCCAUCCGGGUCCUUCGGAGGCUCAGCAUCCUCACCAGUCUCCACGAAGUGACCGGGACUCUGAGCAAAUCUUUGCCAUCUAUCACAGCCAUUCUCACCCUCAUGUUUACCUGCCUCUUCCUCUUCUCUGUGGUGCUCAGGGCACUGUUCAGGAAAUCGGACCCCAAGCGCUUCCAGAACAUCUUUACCACCCUAUUCACCCUAUUCACCAUGCUUACUUUGGAUGACUGGUCCCUCAUCUACAUGGACAGCAGAGCCCAAGGGGCCUGGUAUAUCAUCCCCAUCCUCAUGAUCUACAUCAUCAUCCAGUACUUCAUCUUCCUCAACCUGGUGAUUGCUGUCCUAGUAGAUAACUUCCAGAUGGCGCUUCUCAAAGGCCUAGAGAAAGUGAAGCUAGAGAAAGCUGCCCGGGUCCAUGAGAAGUUGUUGGAUGACUCUCUGACAGAGCUCAGCAAAACAGAUGCCGAGGCCCAGAUGAGUGAGGGCGCCUUGCAGAUGCAGUUUAUUGAGAGAAUGUUCAGCACCAUGACAGAGAAGCAGCGUGAGCUCCACUUCCAGUUCCUGCAGUUGGUGGCCGCGGUAGAGCAGCAGCAGCAGAAGUUUCGCUCCCAAGCAUCUGUCAUUGAUGAGAUUGUGGACACGGCAUUUGAGGCUGGAGAAGAGGACUUCGGGAAAUGAUCCUGCAGAAUACCACCAUAUCGACUCCAGUCUCUGGCAAAUGGCCUACCAGGAUGGGUUGGGACAAGUCCCUAGGUGUGCUGGCAUUAUGACCCAGAACCGUGCUGAACUGAGGUCCCAAUAGAGUUUAAAAAACCCCAGGUGGCUCUGUGUCCUUACUGGCUAGCCUGAAGCAAAGAGCAAGGGGAGUUGGGCAGUGUGCUGCAUGCAUAUGUCA